This is a messenger RNA of Lutra lutra (Eurasian river otter), 1554 nucleotides long. RefSeq names its product protein tyrosine phosphatase non-receptor type 2 (gene PTPN2). Gene Ontology annotation, biological process: protein dephosphorylation. The record is from RefSeq and is a predicted model, not a curated record. Lineage: Eukaryota; Metazoa; Chordata; Mammalia; Carnivora; Mustelidae. Gene Ontology annotation, molecular function: protein tyrosine phosphatase activity.
GGGCCUGAGCCUCUCCGCCGGCGCAGGCUCCGCUCGCGCCAGCUCGCUCCCGCCGCCAUGUCUGCCACCGUCGAGCGGGAGUUUGAGGAGUUGGAUGCUCAGAAUCGCUGGCAGCAGCUGUAUUUGGAAAUUCGCAAUGAGUCCCAUGACUAUCCUCAUAGAGUGGCCAAGUUUCCAGAAAACAGAAAUCGAAACAGAUACAGAGAUGUAAGCCCAUAUGAUCACAGUCGUGUUAAGCUGCAAAAUGCUGAAAAUGAUUAUAUAAAUGCCAGUUUAGUUGAUAUAGAAGAGGCGCAAAGGAGUUACAUCUUAACACAGGGUCCACUUCCUAAUACAGGUUGCCAUUUCUGGCUCAUGGUUUGGCAGCAAAAAACCAAAGCAGUUGUCAUGCUAAACCGAGUUGUGGAGAAGGAAUCGGUUAAAUGUGCACAGUACUGGCCGACAAAAGAUGAUCGAGAGAUGCUGUUUAAAGAAACAGGAUUCAGUGUGAAGUUCUUGUCAGAAGAUGUGAAGUCAUAUUAUACAGUACAUCUACUGCAGUUAGAAAAUAUCAAUAGUGGUGAAACCAGAACAAUAUCUCACUUUCAUUAUACUACCUGGCCAGAUUUUGGAGUCCCUGAAUCACCAGCUUCAUUUCUCAAUUUCUUAUUUAAAGUGAGAGAGUCUGGUUCCUUGAAUCCUGAACACGGGCCUGCAGUGAUCCACUGUAGCGCAGGCAUUGGGCGGUCAGGCACCUUUUCUCUAGUAGAUACCUGUCUUGUUCUGAUGGAAAAAGGAGAUGAUAUUAACAUUAAACAACUGUUACUGAAUAUGAGGAAAUAUCGAAUGGGACUUAUUCAGACACCAGAUCAACUCAGAUUUUCAUAUAUGACUAUAAUAGAAGGAGGAAAAUUUAUAAAGGGAGAUUCAAAUAUACAGAAACUUUCUAAGGAAGACUUAUGUCCUGCUUUUGAUCAUUCACCAACCAAAAUAAUGACUGAAAAAUACAAUGGUAAUAGGAUAGGCCUAGAAGAAGAAAAACUGACAGGUGACAGAUACAGACUAUCCUCUAAAAUGCAGGAUACUGCGGAGGAGAACAGCGAGAGUGUUCUACGGAAACGAAUUCGAGAAGACAGAAAAGCUAACACGGCCCAGAAGGUGCAGCAGAUGAAACAGAGGCUAAAUGAGACUGAACGAAAAAGGAAAAGGCCAAGAUUGACAGACACCUAAAUGUUCAUGACUUGAGAAUAUUCUGCAGCUAUAAAUUUUGAACCAUUGAUGUGCAAAGCAAGACCUGAAGCCCACUCCGGAGACUAAAGUGAGGCUUGAUAAACCUGUAGAUUGCCUCACAUUUGUCUGUUUACAAAGUAAACUUUACAUCCAGGGAACGAAGAGCACCACCAGCAGACGACUUUGCAGAACCCUCUAAUUUGAUAUAUUGUAAGUUUUUAAUAUGUGUAUGAAAUGUAGAAAGAUGUAAAAGAAAUAAAUUAGGAAGACUACUUUGUAUUGUACUGCCAUUCCUACUGUAUUUUUAUACUUUUUGGCAGCAUUAAAUAUUUUUUAUUAAAUAGA